This is a messenger RNA of Zingiber officinale, 2680 nucleotides long. RefSeq names its product DEAD-box ATP-dependent RNA helicase 21-like. Gene Ontology annotation, biological process: mRNA splicing, via spliceosome. Bases 163 to 2391 code for a protein of 742 amino acids. NCBI's taxonomy places the organism in Eukaryota, Viridiplantae, Streptophyta, Magnoliopsida, Zingiberales, Zingiberaceae. The record is from RefSeq and is a predicted model, not a curated record. Gene Ontology annotation, cellular component: catalytic step 2 spliceosome. Gene Ontology annotation, molecular function: RNA binding; ATP binding; RNA helicase activity. The transcript has a single exon.
UCCUAUAAAUUUAUCGGGCGUGUACAGGCCGAAGAAAGAUACAAAAGCUUCUCGAAUGCUCCUCUCAAUUUCCAUUCCCUUCCUGCGCCGACCCAAGCGAUCCCCUUCGUUUCCCUGCUACUAGUCUACGACUACUUCCUCUCGCCGGAAUCCGCCAAAGCCAUGAAGCGCUCCGCCGACGAACACGACCGCAAGCUUCCCUCCUCCGCUGCCGACGCCAAGCCUGUCUUCAUCACCAAAGCCGAGCGGCAGCGCCUCGCCCUUCAGCGCCGCGAGGAGGCCGUGGCCGAGCAGCGCCGCGCCGCCAUCGAACUACUCCAGCAGAACCACAACGAAGCCCCAAAGCCCCUUGAAGACCCCUUGCCUCCCUCCGACUCCAGCCAACGCCGUGACCACGAACGCGACCGGGACCGGGAUCGAGACCGCGACCGGGACCGAGACAGGGAACGGGAUCGGGUCCGGGACAGAGAUCGUGAUAGGGAUAGGGAUAGGGAUAGGGAUAGGGAUAGGGAUAGGGAUAGGGAUCGGGAGCGGGAGCGCGACCGCGAGCGAGAACGAGAUCGCGAUCGACGCACUCGCGACCGAGACCGGGAGCGCGAGGACGAGGCCCGUGCUCGAGAGCAGGCGCGCUCGGAGAAGCAAGCGGAGCGUGAGAAGACCAAAGAACUGGAUGCUAUCAAGGAGCAGUACCUAGGAUCCAAGAAACCGAAGAAGAGGGUUAUCAAGCCGAGCGAGAAGUUCCGCUUCUCCUUCGGCUGGGAGGACACCGAGGAUACCUCCAGGGACAUGAACGCCCUCUACCAGAACCCCCAUGAGGCGCGGCUUCUUUUUGGGCGCGGCUUCAUAGCGGGCAUGGACCGUCGGGAGCAGAAGAAGCAGGCCGCACGCCAUGAGAAAGAGACAAGGGAGGAAAUCCGGCGCAAGGAGGGCAUUGAAGAGCUUCCUGAGGAGGCUGCUGCCCAGAGGAAGAAAGAAGCAGCUGCCGAAAACUAUGAUUCCUUUGAUAUGCGUGUCGAUCGCCACUGGACAGAGAAGAAGCUAGAGGAAAUGACAGAACGAGACUGGCGUAUCUUCCGUGAGGACUUCAAUAUCUCCUUCAAGGGGUCACGGAUCCCGCGGCCUAUGCGAAGUUGGAGCGAGAGCAAGCUCAGGCCCGAGCUUCUCAAAGCUAUUGAAAAGGCGGGUUACAAGACCCCCUCCCCCAUCCAGAUGGCUGCCAUCCCUCUUGGCCUCCAACAACGUGAUGUGAUUGGCAUUGCAGAGACUGGGUCAGGCAAGACUGCAGCCUUUGUCCUCCCCAUGCUUAGUUACAUAACCAGGCUGCCACCCUUGACUGAGGAGAAUGAAGCUGAGGGGCCUUAUGCUGUUGUCCUGGCUCCUACACGUGAGCUUGCACAGCAGAUUGAGGAUGAAACUGUUAAGUUUGCUCACUAUCUAGGAAUUAAAGUGGUAUCCAUUGUAGGCGGACAAUAUAUUGAGGAACAAGGAUUCAAGCUGGGGCAGGGAUGUGAAGUAGUGAUUGCAACACCUGGUCGUCUUCUUGAUUGUCUGGAGAGGCGGUUUGCUGUGCUUAAUCAGUGCAAUUAUGUGGUACUUGAUGAAGCUGAUCGGAUGAUUGACAUGGGUUUUGAGGAACAGGUUAUUGGAGUGUUGAACAAAAUGCCUUCUAGCAAUUUGAAGCCAGAGAAUGAGGAUGAGGAACUUGAUGAGAAAAAGAUAUAUCGUACUACAUACAUGUUUAGUGCGACAAUGCCUCCAGCUGUCGAACGACUUGCUAGGAAUUAUUUGAGGAACCCUGUUGUUGUUACGAUUGGCACUGCUGGCAAAACCACUGAUCUCAUCACUCAGCGUGUGAUCAUGAUGAAGGAGUCUGAAAAGCUUACAAUGCUCCAGAAGCUUCUUGAUGACCUUGGGGACAAGACAGCCAUUGUUUUUUGCAACACUAAGAAGUCUGUUGAUAUAAGAGCCAAGGACCUGGACAGAUUGGGCUACAGGGUGACCACACUUCAUGGUGGGAAAUCCCAGGAACAAAGGGAGAUCAGCCUCGAGGGCUUUAGGAAUAGGAGGUUUAAUGUUCUUGUAGCUACUGAUGUUGCUGGACGCGGGAUUGACAUUCCUGAUGUCGCUCAUGUGAUUAACUACGAAAUGCCAAAUCAAAUUGACAUGUAUACACAUCGUAUUGGUCGUACAGGACGAGCUGGGAAGACAGGUUCUGCAACUGCAUUUUUGACUCUACAUGACAGUGAUGUAUUCUAUGAUCUGAAGCAGAUGCUGAUUCAAAGCAAUAGCCCAGUGCCACCAGAGCUGGCCAGACAUGAGGCUUCAAAGUUUAAGCCCGGGAGUAUUCCUGACAGACCUCCUAGACGCAACGAGACUCUUUUUUCUCAUUGAUAGAUAUUGCAUAUGCUGCUUAUUGAUGGUGUUUGAAAAUUUUACUCAAUUGAACUUGAUGACUUUUCUUUUCUAGUUUUGAGGACUUCAUCUAUAGUCAUCUUUUAUCUGGUAGAAAGCAUCUAGAUUGUGUAUCAAGGUAUGUCUUUUCCAAUUGGUCUGUCUUGACAGCCAAAAUGUUGGUUUUAUUUAGAUUAAGGUUGAAACGUCAUUUGAAUUACAUGUACUUGUGCUGUUAAAAUUUCUCCUAAUUGAUCUAUAUAUUAUGGUCAAUCCUUUUUAUUUCUUA